CAAAUUCUAGGUUUGUCUCUCUAGCCCCGCAUGUCCGAAAGUACUCUCGGUCGGUGUCUCGGGUAGGUUUCCUUCGAUUUCUCGCAAAAAAAUUGAGGGCGCGAUAUGUAUUUGUGUGUGUGAUGUGGUUAUACUUCAUGGUGUAAUUUGAGACAAGGAUCAAAUUCUAGGUUUUGUCUCUGUCAUUGUCGCCACAUGUAUACUACGCGAUUGAACCAGCCCAUAAUCGAGGAAAGAACGAGGAAAUAAGACUUAAUGGCCGAUAAGUAUAACAUUGAAGCUGCAGAAAUACUUGCAAACGAAGCACUGCGUUUGACCAUUUCGGAAGCAGUUCCAAUAUAUGAGCAACUAUUGGCUACGUUUCCGACUGCGGCAAGAUACUGGAAGCAAUAUGUAGAGGCACACAUGGCCGUGAAUGAUGAUGAUGCUACGAAACAAAUUUUUAGCCGCUGUCUGUUGAACUGUCUACAAAUUCCUCUUUGGCGAUGCUAUAUCCGUUACAUCAGAAAAGUUAAUGAGAAGAAGGGGGUAGAGGGUCAGGAAGAGACUAGGAAAGCUUUUGAUUUCAUGCUCAGCUAUGUUGGAGCUGACGUUGCCUCGGGCCCUGUAUGGAUGGAGUACAUCACCUUUUUAAAGUCCAUGCCGGCUCAAACCACACAAGAAGAGUCGCAACGAAUGACUGCUGUCAGGAAAGCAUAUCAGAAGGCUAUUGUUACUCCUACCCAGCAUGCGGAACAACUUUGGAAGGACUAUGAGAAUUUUGAAAAUUCUGUUAGCCGCACCCUGGCAAAAGGAUUAUUAUCUGACUAUCAACCAAAAUAUAACAGCGCUAGGGCUGUCUACAGGGAGCGGAAGAAAUAUAUUGAUGAAAUUGAUUGGAAUGUGCUUGCUGUGCCACCGUCUGGUUAUUACAAGGAAGAGCUGCAAUGGUUGGCAUGGAAGAGGUUUCUAGCAUUCGAAAAAGGAAACCCUCAAAGGAUAGAUAGUGCUUCUUCCAACAAACGAAUUGUUUUCACAUAUGAGCAGUGCCUCAUGUACUUGUAUCAUUAUCCUGAUAUGUGGUAUGACUAUGCUACAUGGCAUGCAAAAAGUGGUUCAGUAGAUUCUGCAAUCAAAGUAUUCCAUCGAGCUCUGAAGGCUCUUCCUGAUUCAGAAAUGCUAAAGUAUGCUUAUGCGGAGCUGGAGGAAUCUCGUGGAGCGAUUCAGCCUGCAAAGAAAGUCUAUGAAAGCCUUUUAGGGGACGGCGUCAAUGCAACCCCACUGUCACAUAUUCAAUAUAUUCGCUUUCUAAGAAGAACUGAAGGAGUAGAAGCUGCUCGCAAGUACUUUGUAGAUGCACGAAAAUCUCCAAACUGCACUUAUCAUGUUUAUAUAGCUUAUGCCACGAUGGCUUUUUGCCUUGACAAAGAUCCAAAGAUUGCACAUAAUGUUUUUGAAGCUGGGUUGAAACGGUUUAUGCACGAGCCUGGAUACAUUCUUGAAUAUGCAGAUUUCUUGUCUCGUUUGAAUGAUGAUAGGAAUAUCAGAGCAUUAUUUGAACGGGCAUUGAGCUCACUUCCACCAGAGGAAUCUGUUGAGGUUUGGAAAAGAUUCGCCCAAUUUGAGCAGACCUAUGGAGAUCUUGCUAGCAUGUUGAAGGUUGAGCAAAGAAGGAAAGAAGCACUUUCUAGAACAGAGGAAGAGAGUCAAUCACCUUUAGAUAUUUCACUACAAGAUGUUGUAUCACGUUAUAGUUUCAUGGAUCUUUGGCCUUGCUCUUCCAAGGAUUUGGAUCAUUUGGCACGGCAAGAGUGGCUUUCUAAAAACAUCAAUAAGAAAGUCGAAAGAUCCACUCUGGCUGAUGGAGCUGCUGUUGUAGAUAAGGCCUCUUCAGGACUGGCAAACAAUUAUAAUUCCUCUGCAAAAGUUGUUUAUCCAGACACUUCUAGGAUGGUGAUAUAUGAUCCAAGGCAAAAGUCUGGCCCAUCUGGACCUGGAGUUCCAGCAGUUUCAAGCACGUUGACUGGUCCAAGUGCUGUUGCACCAGUUGCUGGUGGAACACCCAAUGCUCCUAAUGAAUUUUUGAAAGCGACACCACCUGCAUUGCUAACAUUUCUAGCAAGUUUGCCCACUGUAGAAGGUCCAUCGCCAGAUGUUGAUUUUGUACUAUCAAUAUGUCUGCAAAGCAACAUACCAACAGCGCAAAUUGGGAAAUCUGUAAACCCCUCAAAGCAGCUGCAAACUGGCCCUGCUCCAAGUACGAGUGACCUUUCUGGAUCAAGCAAACCUCAUCCAGUUCCGAGUGGUUCUUCUUUCAAAACAACAAGAGACAGACAGUCCGGGAAAAAGAGAGAUCGAGAUGGGCAAGAUGAUGAUGAUAGUGCAACUGUCCAAAGCCAACCACUCCCAAGAGACAUGUUUAAGAUACGACAAUUACAAAAAGCUCGAGGUGCCGUUGCUCGAGGCGCCGUUUCACAAACUGGAUCAACGUCAUAUGGAAGUGCAUUUUCUGGAGAGCUCUCUGGAAGCACUGGCUGAUGUAUUUUGUUCAAUUUUUUUAUGGUACAUUGGCAGUCAGCUGAUGUAUUGAAAUUCCUGUGGCUGUGCAUCAAUUAGGCGGUCAGCUGAUAUAUUUAUAUUCCUUGUGCUGUAAAUUAAUUCUGUUCCUCAAUGCUAAUUUAUUUCCUCAUCUGUAGUUUAUCCUAGUCAAGUUUUUCUGGAAGAAAUAUGUAUUCUGCAUGUAAUGUGUAGCAGCAGGAAUUUUGAAUAAUUUUUUUCCCAAAAAAGCACCGGUUAUGUGAAUGGGGUAUGAAUGUAUGAUAGUGAAGUGAUGUUAUCGGCAUCUUCAAAAUUAUUAUCAAUGAGAGCCAAAGAGCUCACCAUCUUGUCUCUUGCUGCUUUA
This is a messenger RNA of Rhododendron vialii, 2881 nucleotides long. Its product is annotated as cleavage stimulation factor subunit 77. Bases 256 to 2517 code for a protein of 753 amino acids. The transcript is spliced from 23 exons. Gene Ontology annotation, molecular function: mRNA binding; protein binding. The record is from RefSeq and is a predicted model, not a curated record. Lineage: Eukaryota; Viridiplantae; Streptophyta; Magnoliopsida; Ericales; Ericaceae. Gene Ontology annotation, biological process: mRNA 3'-end processing. Gene Ontology annotation, cellular component: nucleus.